AAGGGCGCCUGCAUUCCGCUGUAUACUAGACUGUGUAUAGGCGCGCAGUAGGCGCGCAUUCCCCUCCCCUGUCGCGGGGUCUAGAGCUGCAAGUUCUCCACGAUGAAGUUGCUUCCGGAGUCUCUGCAGCAGGAGGCUGCCAGUGCCGCCCUGGUGGCGGGCUGGGUGAUGUGGUACCUGGAUACUCAGAUGCUUCCCUCGCUCAUGCGCGAGCACAAGCUGCACGCCUGCUGGGCCGCUGCGUACAAGCGCUACCAUGAGACGAUUUGGAAGUUCAACUAUGCCUAUGACCGCGACCUGCGCUAUUCCGCGGUCUCUAAGAACCAGGUUCUUGAGUCGCUGCACCACACGCCCGCGAAGUCGGUCUCGGACCACGUGAUGAAGAUGCUGGCCGCCAACAACAAGGUUUAUGAGGCCUUCAACCCCAGCAGCAAGCGCCUGCUGAUCUGGCAGACCCAGCCCUCGCUGCAGUAGGCGGGCUAGCGCACAUGCGGGGCUUGGCGACCUCAGGAGGCCGUUCCGGGACUCUGGGAGCUCGCGGAGGACUCGCGGAGGCAGCGGCGAAGCUUAGCGACAUGAGCCAAGGAGACGCGGCAUGGAGCCGUGGGAUGCUGUAUUAGGCGGGAGAGCGCAGGGGUCGGCCGGGGGCGGAGUUGUGCAAGGGCCGGCCGGCAGGGUGUGUGCGGGGUGUUGCGGGGUCAGGACACUGUCACGGAGUAUGCCAGAUCUGGACAUAAUUUGGGGCUAAAUGACGCGGCAUUAUAGUUAGAUAUACGGGGAUGCAGGGUGCAGAUGCCCCUGGACAUUGCAGGGGCGCAAUAGGCAGACGAGAUGGGUGAGCGCAGUGCGCCAUCGUGUCACGGGAUUGUAAUCGGACGAAGUG
This is a messenger RNA of Chlamydomonas reinhardtii, 883 nucleotides long. RefSeq lists its product as uncharacterized. Lineage: Eukaryota; Viridiplantae; Chlorophyta; Chlorophyceae; Chlamydomonadales; Chlamydomonadaceae. Bases 103 to 474 code for a protein of 123 amino acids. The transcript has a single exon. The record is from RefSeq and is a predicted model, not a curated record.